AUGGGACACACAGAGGGAGACACGGCAAGGCUCCGGCGGGAGGUUCGGACUCGUAACCCCAGGAAAGAAACUAAAGAGAUGGCAUCAGAUCUUAUGGACUCAAUGAAACAUUCUAUACCUGGUUCAACUUCUUGGCCAACUGAGGGACACCACAACGCUCAGCAAGAUCACUGUACACCUGCAGAAGAGCUACUUAAGUCAUCCGAGUGGAUAAGCAUGAGGAGAUUAGAAAUCAGUAGUCACGAAAUAUAUCAUGCUCGUACUGGACGACUGCGGAAGAACUUCUCCUCAGCCACGAGGGCAUCCUUGAUGCUCCGGUUCAAUAGAAUAUCCUGCUCAUUAUGA
Striga asiatica is the source of this 345-nucleotide messenger RNA. The record is from the annotation of a GenBank genome assembly. Lineage: Eukaryota; Viridiplantae; Streptophyta; Magnoliopsida; Lamiales; Orobanchaceae.